This is a messenger RNA of Dothidotthia symphoricarpi CBS 119687, 645 nucleotides long. RefSeq lists its product as uncharacterized. The record is from RefSeq and is a predicted model, not a curated record. Bases 1 to 645 code for a protein of 214 amino acids. Lineage: Eukaryota; Fungi; Ascomycota; Dothideomycetes; Pleosporales; Dothidotthiaceae. The transcript has 2 exons.
AUGUCGGCGCUCCCAUGCGCUCCCGCAUACGGUAAUUCAUCGACAUCCAUGCACAAUCCAAGCAUACCGCGAGCCUCACCCUCAAGUCCGCAAAACAACAGCAUUCAGCGAGCUCCAGUACCGGACAAUACCAGCGUAUCGUACAACACGCUGUGUUCCCUUGCCAUCAGCGACUUGGAACGAUGGCUUGCAGAGCAGAAGGCGACCACCCUCGACGAUCCCUCUGGCAAUUCGGACAUCGAUUCAGCGGACCAUCCGUCCCGCAAGUCUUCCGAUUCCAAGCAAGCCAAGCGUGAGCCCAGCUGGUAUCACAAGAAACGCUUCGGUUACGUUGACGACGAUUUGCACCUAUUUCACGCGUCUAAGCUCUACUCCAAAUACAUGAGGAAGAGGUUGAGAGAAGGAUUUCGCACGAACCCGUAUGGUCUGAAUGCCAGAUACUUUGUCGUUCUGUGGCUUUUCCUAGUCGUGUCAGCGAUCGGGACCCUUGUUGCAACGAGAUGGGAUCCACAUGAUGAUCUUAUCGAGGGCAGAAGGCGGAAGCGCGUUAUCUAUGCCAAUCUGUUCAAAGGUCUGUUCGCCACACUGCCGUUGUUGACCACUGCGACGGUGUUCAUGUUUCCACCACUAUACAUGCCUUACUGA